Molecule: messenger RNA, 643 nt
Organism: Tripterygium wilfordii
Lineage: Eukaryota; Viridiplantae; Streptophyta; Magnoliopsida; Celastrales; Celastraceae
Product: protein yippee-like At5g53940
Exons: 5
Coding region: 88-471 (127 amino acids)
Cellular component (GO): ubiquitin ligase complex
Source: RefSeq, a predicted model, not a curated record
UCUUAUUUCUUUACCAUGUUUACCGAGCCGCCGUUGUAACUUGUAAGCAUGAGAUAGCAAGCGCAGUCGCGGAGAUCGAGAAUCCAGAUGGGGAGGGUGUUUCUGGUAGAAGUCGAAGGCAGGUGUUACAGAUGCAGAUACUGCGACAGUGCUCUUGCCCACGCUGACGAUAUUCUUCCGCGAUCUUUGAAUUUCCAUCAAGGGAGGGCAUUUAUCUUCAACAAAGUGGUGAAUGUUAUGGUUGGACAACAAGAGGAGAGGUUGAUGCUUUCUGGAAUGCACACUGUGGAAGAUAUAUUCUGCUGCUGUUGUGGACAACUUCUUGGCUGGAAAUAUGUGGCAGCACAUGACAAACACCAGAAAUACAAGGAGGGAAAGUUUGUUCUUGAAAGAUUGAGGAUAGUUGAGGAAGUCCCUGAGGAACUCAAUUUGGAGGUACGUGCUGGUUCAAGUGACGCAGAAAAUCCCUGAUGGAUUUGCUUUUAAAUUUUGUAAAAAUGAGUAGUAAAGAAGGAUUAGAAGUUGUUAAUAGAGUACAUGGAGAUCAAAAUCAAACCGAGAAGCAUUGAACUUUUCAAUUUAUUUUAGAAAACAACUUAUUAUCUGCUCUCACAUAAAUUAAACCAGCGAAACCCGUAUCUCA